CCUCCCACUUCCCUCCCUCAUGAACACAGCCACGCUUUCAGCACUGCUUCUUUCUGUAUUCAAAAUCGCUCAAAUCUGGACCGGAUUUAGCUCUUAGGCUACUGUGCACCAGAAACGCCGUUUCGUUCAUUACGGUAAAUUAAUCGGGGGUUGUAUUCAGGAGCCUUCCCAAAACGCGCUGUGGACCCAACUAUCUAACUUCUACCCAAAAGUUUUUUCAAAGGAAUUUGGUUCAUGUUUCAGCCGCGCAAAGACUGGACGGAAACAUAAUUUCACGUCUGCCAUGGAGCUACAUUUGACUCAUAAGUAAAAGCGUUUUUUGUUUGGCAUCAGUGGUGAUUGUCGGCAGCCACUGGAAAGGAUUUACAGAGAAUGGAGCGGUCCCGUUAACUUGAUCGCUUUGGCAGAGCUCUGUGCCAGAACGGACUCCUGUUGUGCUCCUACUGUGCAGUUGUGUGUGUGCUGGACAUCCCGCCACGGAAGCUAUGGGCUGCGGGUUAAGAAAACUAGAGGACCCGGAGGACAGCAGCCCCGGAAAGAUCUACUCCACUUUGAAGAGACCGCAAGUCGAGACCAAAACAGACACCGUGUUCGAGUAUGUGCUCCUCGACUUCAGUCUGGAAGGCAGCCGCCCCACAGUGCAGUAUGUGUCCUCUCUGUGCGAGCUGCCCCAGGCCCUGCAGCCCUACUACACCCAGGGCUACGUCCUGACCACCCUGCACCCCAUCAUCCUCUCCGUGGGUCGCAGCCGCUCCCUGCCCUUCAGCCUGCUGUACCGCGCCAUCCUGGCACGGCCCAAACCCAGUUUGCAGCCGAUGUCUUUGUGUCACAGUGUGCCCAUGCUGAGGGUGGAGGAAUGGCCGCUACCGGGAGAUUCUCUGACCGGCGACACCGUCCGAGCCCUCAUCGACAGAGUGAACAGCAGUUCCCGGGGGGGCGUUCGGUUCGUGUGCUCGGUGCUCCAGCAGAUGAGCGGCGGGGGCAUCGGCAGGCUGGGCAGUCCCAAGCACGGCUGUCGCUCACCGCCGCACACCCCGCCCAGUACCCCACCCGGCGACCGGGAGGUGGAGGAGAACAGCUACAGCCCCGACCUGAGACUGUUGGUGUUUUUCCACUCUUGGGCGGCGGGCUGCGCACCUCUGGACUCGCUGGCGUGUCAGUACCACCAGGGGGCACUGUCCAUGCGGGUCUCCAGGAAGGGUCAAGUGGUCAGCGCUCUGGAGGCCGAUUGGCUGGAGCUAACUGCCGCCUACUACCGCAAAGGCUGGUCAUUGGUUGACUCAUUCGUCUACUGGGACAAGCCCAAAGGCGAGCCCGUCCCCAGGUCUAUGGAGGGGUUGUUUGUCUAUGAGGAAAGAAGCACCUGCCCCCCCGCCAAUGACACCAUCGUGGUGGAGCAGUGGACCGUCAUAGAGGGGUCCCAUGUGAAAACGGACUACGGGCCCCUCCUUCACACGCUGGCCGAGUUCGGAUGGCUGCUCACGUGUGUGCUUCCCACACCGAUUAUCCGACAUGACAGCGAUGGGAACCUGGCUACCAAGCAGGUGGUGUUCCUCCAGAGGCCAGUCAGAGGCCAGCCAGCCGGGCAGAAGAAGAGCCAGGCCUUGCCGGCACGGGUCUCAGUCUCCAGCCCCUCCAUCAGCCUGGGAGCGGAGAGCCCCCUCCCCCCCAUGGAGCCGUCUCCCACCGCGGGGGGCAUCGGGGGCUUCCCGGUGUUUGGCGGCGGGUACUCCAGUACCCUGUCCCACCUGGAGGAAGGGGGCUUCGAGCAGGAGGAGGGCAAGGCGGAGGUCACCUGCAUGUAAAAGCAGCUGAAAAAACACUUCCCGGACGGACGGACGGAGCCCUCCUCCGCCUACGGACCUCUCUGUCCCCGACUGAAAACCUAGGACUAUGUACUGGAUUAUAGGAGGAGCUGGAGGGAUCGUUCAAGGGCGGAAAUGGAUUGGUUGUGAGAACGGAUCAUGUUGUUCCUCCCAGUAGCUCUACACCUCGAUUGAAUACUCAUCAGAAAGACUUUAUCAGCACAAUGAUCGAUGAUAGGCCUGUUAGGAAAAUAUAUUUGUUCCCCUCCACAGUUUUAACCUCCUUCCCUUUAACAGAAACUGUAACAUAGAGGGACGUGAACUUGGCACUUUGUGUGUGUGUGUGUGUGUGUGUGUGUGUGUGUGUGAGUGUGUGUGUGUGUGUGUGUGUGUGUGUGUGUGUGUGUUUACUGAAGCCAUAAUUGUGUACAUUGUAUUACUUACAUAUAGACCUAUGUUUAAACAUUAUGUUCAAACCAUCGUUCGGGAUGAUGGUUAGCAGAUGGCUAACGACGUUAAGAUGCAAGACCCUUUUCAACCUUCUCAGCCGUUCUCAUUCACUUUAAGGUAAACGCGUGUAGAUGUUUGUUUAUUUUGGGAUGUUCACACAAAGAUAGACACAUCUCAUAGGCCGGUCUUUGGGGAAAAACCCUUUCAUGGCAUGGCGGUGGUCACCGGGAGAGUCGCCACAGCAUUACCUUUAACUGCAGUUACCAGAGCAGUUCUUUACCACAUAUCUUCACUGUUUUCUUUGCUGUUUAUUUUAACACGGUUUAUAUGUUGUUUUUUUUCUAUGGGGCUUCUACAUCUGCUAACCGAUCAUUGAAGUCUGAAAACAUUCAGACCUAACUAUUUAUUUUCUGAUCUUACAUUUCUGUAAUGUCUGUUCCAACCUAAGAUGGUGCAGAAUCGUCGUACUUAUUCAGGGUAGCCCUGAUCAAGUAUAACUGGGUCAAGGGUGUUCAAAGCAAAUAACAUUUAUCCAUCUUUGUAUGAGUUGUUACAAAGAUAUUUUGAAGGGAGCAGUAGUUGACUGGAUUAGGUGUAUUCCUGAAUUAAUGAUGAGUCGUAUUCGUUCGAACAUACACUGAAAAUCUCUGCUGGGCAACCGGUGUUGGGAUAUUUCGUUGGUGGCCGAUGGGAGUCAGACCUUCAUUGAUAUGUUUUGACACUGGUUCACUGAUGUACACAAAAAUCUAGGAUUAUAUCUCCAACGUGCUUAUCGCUUUCCUUGGACACUUCUGUAGAUCGCUGCUCAAUGUUUCACAUUGCCAUGUCGCUGGAAACACACUCCUCAUUGGUCCACAGCUUCAUUACUGAAUCUGGUAUUUCAAAGAGUGUUGAUUGAACUGCCCACCCUUUAAUGCAAAGAAAGCAAAUCAGACUCCUACGAUAGGGCUGCAUACUGCUGUGUGUAUGUUGAAGGCCGACAUAUUGUAAGAACGAAUAUGACGCAAGUAUUUUGUUACUGGGUUGUCUUUUGCCGUAUUUCUUUAUUCAGUAUCCGUCCUUUUCAGGAAUUACCUGAUUGCAGUAUUAUUAUUCCCCAUCUUUCUUUUUGGGAAGUUGCAAGUCUUUAUUUUGCCUAAUUUUACUGUAUUAAAAAAAUGCUUUACCCCA
Messenger RNA from Gadus macrocephalus (Pacific cod), 3425 nucleotides. RefSeq names its product raftlin family member 2 (gene rftn2). Lineage: Eukaryota; Metazoa; Chordata; Actinopteri; Gadiformes; Gadidae. The record is from RefSeq and is a predicted model, not a curated record. The transcript has 9 exons. The coding region runs from base 486 to 1805 and encodes 439 amino acids.